Phyllostomus hastatus (greater spear-nosed bat) is the source of this 3326-nucleotide messenger RNA. It is a transcript of the gene ALS2CL, whose product is annotated as ALS2 C-terminal like. The record is from RefSeq and is a predicted model, not a curated record. Bases 179 to 3289 code for a protein of 1036 amino acids. The transcript has 26 exons. NCBI's taxonomy places the organism in Eukaryota, Metazoa, Chordata, Mammalia, Chiroptera, Phyllostomidae.
CCCAGACCCCAGCUACCUGCCAGCUGAGGGCGGGCAGGUCACCACCCAAAGGAUCUUUCCAUUCCAGCAGUUUCUGGAGAUACGGGUCAUCUAAGUCCAGAGCUUCAGAGCGUCAGCGCCAGGGAAGGGCAGAGCUGGGCAGAUGACCUUGGCCAGGCCCUGAGGCCGGCCCCCGGCCAUGUGCAGCCCCGAGGAGGAGGCCCUGCUGCAGCUGGAGGAGGUCUUCUUGGCCACCCUCGACCGAAUCAACGGGCAGGUCCUCCAGCCCCUGCUCGAGGCCGAGCCCUCGGACCCCCAGGGCAAAGAGUGCCGACGACUCCUGCUCCAGCUGCAGAGCAGCUCCCAGCAGCUCUGGGAGGCGACGCAGAAGAGCCUGCACUCGCUGCGGGAGCGGCUGCGCCACCCGGACACCGUCGGCCUGGAGUCCGUGCAGCUGCUGUGUUGCGCCGACCACGUCCUGCGGGUCCACGUGGAGUACAUCGAGUCCUACACCAGCUGCGUGGUGGUGCAGGCCUUUCAGAAGGCAGCGAAGUGGAGGAGUGAGUACUGGCGGGCCCAGCGGAAGGCGCUGCGGCAGCUCCUGUGGGGCCUGGGCUCCGAGCGCGCAGUGGGCCCCGCGCUGGUCCAGGCCCUGCGCCAGCCCCUCACCCAUCACGUGCAGCAGUACGUGCUCCUCCUGCUGAGCCUGGGCGACACCGUCGGAGAUCACCACCCCGCCCGGGAGCUGGUGGUGCGCACAGCCUCGCUCUUCGGGGGCCUGCAGUCCUUCCUGAGGCAGGCGCUGGACCAGGCCACGGCCACGCAGGCCCUCUGGCGCACCCUGAGCAGCCGGCCUCGGGAUGCUCUCUGCACCCCUGCUCGCCGGCUCUUGCAAGACAGCCAGGACAUCCCCGUGACGGUUGCCCCGCUGCGGGCAGAGCGCGUGCUGCUCUUCGAUGACGUCCUCGUCCUUCUGCAGGGCCACAGCGUCCACACCUUCGACCUGAAGCUGGUGUGGGUGGAUCCCGAGCAGGACGGGUGCGCGCUCCACCUCCUCACGCCCGAGGAAGAGUUCUUCUUCUCCUCCAAGAACUCCCAGGACCAGGCGGUCUGGCGGUGGAAGGUCACCCAGGCCGUGUGCCAGGCCCUCCGCGGGAAGAAAGACUUCCCGGUGCUGGGGGCAGGCCCGGAGCCCUCCGAGACCCCCACCUGCCGCUCCGUGGCGUACACCUUCCUGGCGGAGGGUCGGCUCUGCCAGGCCACCUACGAGGGCGAGUGGUGCCGCGGCAGGCCCCAUGGCAAGGGGACGCUGAAGUGGCCGGAUGGGCGGAAUCACGUGGGCAGUUUUUGCCAGGGCCUGGAGCAUGGCUUUGGCAUCUGCCUGGUGCCCCAGGCCUCUGAGGACAAGUUUGACUGUUACAAGUGCCACUGGCGGGAAGGCAGCAUGUGUGGCUACGGCAUCUGUGAGCACGGCACCGACCAGGUGUACAAGGGCCACUUCCGGGAUGGCCUGCGGCACGGCUUCGGGGUCCUCGAGAGUGCCCCGCAGCUCCCUGGGCCCUGCAAGUACACGGGCCACUGGGAGAGGGGCCAGAGGAGCGGCUACGGUGUCCAGGAGGACAGGGACAGGGGCGAGCGCUACAUUGGCAUGUGGCAGGCCGACCAGCGCCACGGCCCGGGGGUCAUGGUCACCCAGGCGGGAGUCUGCUACCAGGGGAACUUCCAGGCAGACAAGAUGGUGGGCCCAGGGGUCCUCCUCUCUGAAGACGACUCCUUGUACGAGGGCACCUUCACCAGGGACCUGGUCCUCCUGGGGAAGGGCAAGGUCACCUUCCCCAACGGCUUCACCCUGGAGGGCUCCUUCGGCAGCGGGGCCGGGAGCGGACUGCACACCCAGGGCCUGCUGGACACGGCUGCCCCCCCGCCCGACCCAAGCAGCACCUGCAAGAGGCAGCUGGGCCUGGGCGCCUUCCCUGUGGAGAGCCGCUGGCAGGGCGUCUACGGCCCCUUCCGAGACUUCGUGCGCGCCGGCUGCCCCGGGGACCUGCAGGAGGCUCUGCUGGGCUUCCACGUGCAGAGCUCGAGGGAGCUGCGCAGGUCGCAGGAGUACCUGUGCUGCGAGAGGACCCCACCAGAUGACAGUGCGGGCAGGAUGGAGGACAUCCUGGAGGAGGUGCUGCGGCACCGGGAGCCUGCAGCCCUGCAGCCGUACCUCACGAAGGCUCUGAGCAGCUCGCUGCACCCCCUGGGGAUGCUGCUCCGGACGCUGAUGCAGACCUUCCAGGCCACGUACGCGGGCAUCGGGGCCAACAAGCACCUGCAGGGGCUGGCCCAGGAGGAGGUGAAGCAGCACGCCCGGGAGCUCUGGGCCGCCUACCGGGGUCUGCUGCGGGUUGCUUUGCAGCGGAAGGGCCAGGCCCUGGAGGAAGAGGAAGACACAGAGACGAGGGACCUGCGGGUGUACGGACUGGUGCUGCCGCUCAUACUGCCCAGCUUCUACUCGGAGCUCUUCACUCUCUACCUGCUUCUUCACGAGAGAGAGGACAGUCUCUACAGCCAGGGCCUCACCAACCUGAGCCUGUUUCCUGACACCAAGCUUCUGGAGUUCUUGGACGUGCAAAAGCACCUGUGGCCCCUCAAGGACCUCACGCUGACAACCAAUCAGAGGCACUCCCUGGUCAAGGACAAGUGCUUCCUGUCAGCCACCGAGUGUCUGCAGAAGGUCAUCACCACGGUGGACCCCCGGGAGAAGCUGGAGGUGCUGGAGAGGACGUACGGGGAGAUCGAGGCCACCGUGUCCCGGGUGCUGGGCCGGGAGCACAAGCUGCCCAUGGACGACCUGCUGCCGCUGCUCAUCUACGUGGUGUCGCGUGCCCGUCCUGUUACGAGCACCUGCAGCGGGAUGACAUGCAUCGGCUGCCCAGCCGCUGGGACUCCAGGGAGCCCUGGUAGCUCGGCUUCUCCGGGACGAACCGUGGAGCUGAGAGCGGCCGCCGUGGACGUCCCGUGCAGCACGUGUGGCCCCACCUGGCCCUCCCGGCCCAACAGCCGAGGCGGGACGGGCUCCCGCAGGCGGGUCUCAGAGGAGACGAGUUUCUCGCAGGGAGAUGCUGCGGCAGACCCGACCGGGGUGAGGGUGAGGGGUGGCAGGGAUGGCCCCAGAGCUGGUGGUUUUCCUUCCCCUGCCACCGGACCAGUCUCAGAUGACCUUGACCUGCAACAGCUCUGGAGCUGGGGGCGAGGAGCCGCUGGCUUCCCCUUGCCGGAGCCUGGCUCCCACGUCUCUGAGCCUCAGUGGGGCAGUCUGUAAAAUGGGCUCGACAGUUUGUAAAGGAUCGUUCACCGUC